AUGCACUUGGUCACUUUUUAAAGCUUAAACCAAAACUAGUACAGCACGGCUUCUCUAUUCCCCUCCUUUAACUUAGGCUUUGAGUGAAACUAACCAAUCCGUGCACACGAUCCGCUUGAUUGACAGUCGCAGUGUGCGUGUGAUAGUAAUCGUGCCGCGCACAGAUUAAGGCAGAGCUUUCCUGCAUACUGUAUAAGCUGUAGUACAUUUGUGUGUCAGCUUGGGAAAUAUAGCAACUGGUGUCUUAAAAGCAGUUCUAUCUCACACAAACAGUCUGCACAUAAUGCGCGAGCUCAUUAGGCGGCAGUUUAGUGUUUCUCUUUGCCGUUUCUGCAGUCGCGCGGACUGGCUCUAUGCUGUCAAAACACGGACUUGACGCGGUUAAAGUAUACACGCUCUAAAACCCGCCUUCAGUCGUUUCCCUCUAAUAAUGAAACGCAUGUCGCUGUUUUCAGCGGCAUAAGAGAGCCCCGCUGUGUUUCUAGUCUAAUGUAGUCGGGUGUGUUAUGUAGGUCAGGCCAGGCUUAAGCAGCUUUACUGAACCUGCGUCAGCUUAAGCUAAAAGGAAUUCCAGCAAAGCCCUCCCCGGGUAGGCGUGGGCCUAAUCGAGGCUGGCCUAGUUAAGCCUGAUUCUUUUUCUUACCAGCCAGUUUGUGCAUGUGUGUGUUGUUUAACUGAGACGAGCAGUACAGCAGUCUGCUCACACAAGUGAGUAGAGAAAGACAGACACACACAGCACAGGAAAAAGAGGAGAAGGAGAUCAAACCUAGAGCAUUGAGACCAGCCUAAAAGCAGGAUGUCUACCUUAUUCAUGACAAACAGCAUGGUCGGCAAAGCCCGCUCCUCCAACUUCACCCUAUCUGAGAAACUGGAUCUUCUGCGGCUGGUUCAGCCUCACAUACGCAUUCUGGAGGAGCACACCAACAAACAUGCCGUGAUUGUGGAUAAAAACCGGUGCUGGGACAGCAUAGCAGAACGCUAUAAUAGUUUAGGAGGCGAGAGACCCCCCAGAACGGCACAGGGUCUUCGGACCCUCUAUAAGCGCCUUAAAGAAAGUGCCAAGCAGGAAGUUCUGCAUCGAAGCCACGCCCAGCCCGAGUACCGGGGCCGCAUCUCGGAGCCCACCAAGCGCAUCAUGGAAAUGAUACCACAGCUGUUUCACGUAGGGGACAAAGAGCCGAGCGCACUCCACAGGCUUCAGUUCAAGAGGAAUUCUCCAGUAGAGCAGCCGGGCAGCAGCCUGUCCCUCCCAGCGUUGUCGGACUAUCCGCAUGUUUCAGUUGUGAGGGUGGAGACGGAGGAUGUGAAACCGCCUGCUGAUAUCCACUUGAUUACAUCCCACGGUUCACCUGUCACCAUCGCCACCCCGAGCAGUCAGGCCCACCACGGACAGGACGAGAGGGACAGUGAAGUAGUGGAAGAGGAGGAAGACGAGGAGGAUUUAGCCUCCCACGUGUACGCGGCCUCUCUCUCUCCGUGCCCCUCCUCCGUACACCUGCCGCCCUCACCGUCGGCCCUCGGCAUCAGGAGGAGCGCGUAUCUUAGGGGGAGGGCGGCGUUCAAAAAUCCAAUUUUUGAGGCAGAAGCUUUGCAAAUGAUGAGAGAGGAGCAUGAGCUUCUACUGGCUAAUCACAGAAAGCUUGGACUAUAUCUAGAGGAGAAGAGGGAGGGUCUUAAGAGAAAGCAACAGUUGGAGGAGGACCUUCUCCGGUCAAGGGUCAAAGUGGAGAAAUUGAGGGCGGCCAGACUACGCCAAGGAUUGCCAUUGGUGUGACACGUACGGUGUCGGAUCGGAAAGUGUAUCACAAAGG
Rhinichthys klamathensis goyatoka is the source of this 1811-nucleotide messenger RNA. It is a transcript of the gene fsbp, whose product is annotated as fibrinogen silencer-binding protein. The transcript is spliced from 2 exons. NCBI's taxonomy places the organism in Eukaryota, Metazoa, Chordata, Actinopteri, Cypriniformes, Leuciscidae. The coding region runs from base 797 to 1774 and encodes 325 amino acids. The record is from RefSeq and is a predicted model, not a curated record.